Patiria miniata (bat star) is the source of this 2640-nucleotide messenger RNA. RefSeq names its product peptidyl-prolyl cis-trans isomerase G-like. The transcript has 10 exons. Gene Ontology annotation, molecular function: transcription factor binding; RNA binding. The coding region runs from base 170 to 2563 and encodes 797 amino acids. Gene Ontology annotation, biological process: positive regulation of transcription by RNA polymerase II. Lineage: Eukaryota; Metazoa; Echinodermata; Asteroidea; Valvatida; Asterinidae. Gene Ontology annotation, cellular component: nucleus. The record is from RefSeq and is a predicted model, not a curated record.
GCGCUAGUUAACCGUAUAUCAGUCUAGCACAUUGCACAUGUAGAAAUGUACACGAACACAUGUCAGGAAAUUUACGUCUGCUCUGCCUAAAGUUUCACCAUUUGGGGCUUUUCUACACUUUUUUUUAUGACAAAAGCGUAAGUGGAAACCAAAGAGGGAGUAAGAAAUCAUGGAGGAAGAGCCUGAAGACCUGUCAUCACUGCACUACCAAAUUCUCUUUCCCCCUCGCGAACCGAGUCACCAGCAGAGGGAGUAUGAGUUGGAACAGCACCUGGCCCUCAUGGACGAACCUGCCCGGGCUCCGGCACAAAAAGCAAUGGACAUGGGAGACCUCGGAAACCUGACUAUUGAGCAUCUUACAAGUUACGACAAAGAGGAGACACAGGAAAGAUUCUUAUUUAUGGAAGAUGAGGAGAAAUGUCAAGACGACGUGCUAGAUAUUGGCAUUGAAGCCAAUGACCUAGGCAGCCUACUACAGCAGUUUGAGCAGACAGAAGCUGCAGCCAUGACAGACUCCAUGGAGCAUAGGGAGAUUCCCAAAAGCAGGUUGAAGUCAAGCAAACAUCAAGAUGCCAAGAAUCUUGCCAAGAAGAUCACCCCAGUCAAGAGGAAGUCUACAAUCCUCCUGGAGCCCCUAGCAAUGCCUACCAAACGUCUCCGAGCUAAGGAGACCAACUUGCUGAUCGCAGAACGUGAGUGCGUCAGUCUACCAGGCAGCCGAAUCUCAAGUCCAGUCACAAUCCAGCACCAAGGGUUAUCGGAGAUCUGUAGUGCAGAUCAAGGCUUUGAUUAUCUUGUCAUGGACCAUGAUUACUGUAGCCCGAGUGGACAGAACGUGAACCGAAUCAAUUCAGCAUCAUCUAGCCCCCUCAACGACUCCAAUCGCCUCUCAGUUGAAGAGAGGAAAGCUGUUUACAAACAGAAGUAUAAGAUCAGAAAGAAGGGUAAAAAGCUGAGCGGCGCAUCCGGAGGGAAACACUCUGAAAGUGCCAAGGAGGGAGUUCUAGAUCCGGUAAAUUUGAUCGAUAAGCUACCUGAUUACAUCCGCCCAAUGCCUGAGGUAGCUGUGCCUGUCAAGACUAGCCAAACGGGAAAACAGACUGAAAACAAGAGCACCGAAAGAGCAGCUGAUGAUCCCACGGAAGAGGAAAGCGUACAAGACAAAGAUAGCAAGCCAUCAUUCUUUGACAAGAUCCCUGAUUAUUUCCUUGGGAAGCACAUGUACCAAGAAAUCAGUAAGGUGGAAGAGGAGGAAGCUCGAAAGAAGGAAGAAGAAGAAAUGACAAAGUUGAAAGAGAAGGAGGAGUUGGAGAAAUUACAGCAAAUCAAGGACACAUCCAAGGAUCACAGUCAUCGAUAUAGAUCAAGACAUCGCCAGCGAGAUAGAGGGAGGCAUCAUAGAAAGACCAAAAGUAGCAUCUGUGACGAAGAACAAGAUCUGAACAGAGACAAGAAUGUGACAACAGAAACUCUUGAAUCAGAUACAGGAAAUACCGGUGUAAUUAAUGAUGACAAACAUUGUAAUGAAUAUGCACAGAGCACUGCCACCGAGUUUGAAGGAAUAUCAAAUGGUCACUCCCAUUGUGAGAACAGAAAAACCAGUGGCUCAGACCGGUAUUCUCGUUGUCGCUCACUUUCCUCCCUGUCUUCUCGUUCAAGGUCAAGUUCUAGGUCUUUAUCCAGAGAUCGUUCCUGUUCAACAUCGUCGUCAUGUUCAUCUUACCCAAGGAGGAGAUGUCGAAGAGAUUCAAGAAUGUCUUACACUUCUCUGUCAUCGACCUCGCAAUCACGCUCACGAUCUCGCUCACGUUCGCGUUCCGUAAUACGGCGUCGUCGGCGAAGAUAUUCAACCUACUCUUCAUCUUCAUCCUCAAGGUCCCGUUCUAGGUCACACUCAAGAUCCAGACAUUGGCGACCCAGGUCACACUCGAGGUCACACUCAAGGUCACACUCAAGGUCAUCCUCUAGUUCAAGAAGGAGAUCAAGAUCAGGGUCAUGUUAUUCUCGAUCACGCUCCCGUGAGUCAGACAGGCGACGGAGAGACAGUCACCGACGUAGGCACAGCCGAUCACGAAGCAGAAGAAGAAUGCGAAGUGUCAGCGUGGAACGCAUCCAACAGGAGAGGAGGGAGGAGAGAUUAAAGGAACAGCAAGAUCAGUGGUCCGAUCGUCGAGUUGUUUACAUCGGACGCAUUCCAUAUGGGACCACACGCAACACCCUCCGGAAAAGAUUUGAGAAGUUUGGGGAAAUAGAACGGAUAACGCUACAUUUCAGAGAUGUUGGGGAUAACUAUGCUUUUGUGACUUUCAUGUACAAGUGUGAUGCCUACGCAGCUGUUGAAGGGGCAAAUAAAGAUUACAAUGAACCAGAAUAUGAUAUCUGCUUCGGUGGUCGUCGACAUUUCUGCAGAACAAAUUAUGAAGACCUUGAUUCAAUGGGGCAAGAAGAGCUAGCACUGGACAUUGGUUACGAGCAAGAACCAGCUUCCAUCCAAGGCGAAAAUAAAAUGGAAACCGAUUUUGAUCGCCUACUGCGGGAAGCCAUGAAGAAAAGUAAGAGGUGACCGUUAGCGUGGAGGUGUGGCAUGAGGUUGGCAAGGGGUGUGGUAAGAUGGGCUUGGCAGUGGGGUACGGCAAGGGG